Molecule: messenger RNA, 2015 nt
Organism: Daucus carota subsp. sativus
Lineage: Eukaryota; Viridiplantae; Streptophyta; Magnoliopsida; Apiales; Apiaceae
Product: probable receptor-like protein kinase At1g11050
Exons: 1
Coding region: 31-1863 (610 amino acids)
Biological process (GO): protein phosphorylation
Molecular function (GO): ATP binding; protein kinase activity
Source: RefSeq, a predicted model, not a curated record
GUACUGAAGACCAAUGUUUAAAAAAAAAACAUGGGAAAGAAGUUGAACACAUGCUUAUGUUUGGAUCUCUGUCUGAUCACCUUGUUCAUCUCAUCUGCAGAUUCUUCAUGCCCCAUUGAUUUCACUUAUGUUCAUACGUUCCCAUGGGACACCUCGUCGUGUCGUGAACCAGUUGAUAAAAGCUGUUGCCAGACCAUCCAGAGCCUGUUAGGCCUCGGCCUUUCGAAGCAUCUUAAAGAUACUUCCAUGUUUUAUCUCCCGAAUUCUGAUGCUGCGUCUUCAUGCUUGUCUGAUUUUCGGGCUAAGCUUGGUUCCAUGAAUAUUUUCCCUGCAUGCACAAACACGACGAGUGAUCUCGUUGUCAAUCCUCAAAAUUGUGCAGGGAUCGCGACGACUAAGGAUUGGGUGGAGAAAGUUGGGAGUUCUAGUGAGCUUGAUUCGUCGUGUAAUUCGGAUCUAACAGGGCUGACAAAAUGCAGCUCGUGUCUUGAUGCUGGCCUAAGGGUGAGCUCUAUGUUGACUUCAUAUAACACGAAUUCGACGAAGUGUUUUUAUUAUACUAUUUUGUAUGCUGCUGGUAUGGUGAAUGAGUAUGGGCCGGAGGAUGUUAGGACUGCUGCUUGUAUAUUUGGCUUGCCUUUAUCAAGAUCCGCUUCUACUAAUAAUUCAGGUCUGUCUAGAAGAAGUAUACUCAAGAUUGUUUUCGGAUCUCUGGGUGCUUUUAUUGGAGUUUUAGCAGCUUGGGGUGUGAUUAUUUUGUAUAGAAAGAGGGAGAUUGAACGCAAACAAGAUGCGUUGCACGAGGAAUAUGUUAGGGGUGUGAAAGCUAAAGUUUUGCCGAAUACAGGUGCAAAAUGGUUUCAUGUAGGGGAGCUUGAGCAAGCCACAGGUGGAUUUUCACAGAGGAAUCUGAUCGGACAGGGCGGAUAUGGGAUUGUUUAUAAAGGGGUUCUUCUGGAUGGGACAGUAGUGGCAGUGAAGCAACUGCUAGAUAUGGACACAAAUGGAGAUGAUGUGGAGUUCACAAAUGAAGCAGAGAUUAUUAGCAAGAUUAGGCAUCGAAAUCUUCUUGCUCUCAGAGGCUUUUGUGUCACAAGUGAUGCUAUUAAAGGUAACAGAAGAUAUCUUGUUUAUGAUUUCAUGUCAAAUGGUAGUUUAGAUGAGCAUUUGUUCAAUUCUGCAUCCAGUUCGAAAAGGCAUCUUUUGAGUUGGCCUAUGCGCAAGAACAUUAUUCUUGAUAUCGCCAAAGGGCUAGCGUAUUUGCACUAUGGUAUCAAGCCUGCAAUUUAUCACCGCGACAUAAAGUCAACUAACAUACUAUUAGAUUCUGAUAUGAAAGCUAGAGUAGCAGAUUUUGGACUGGCGAAACAGAGUACAGAAGGCCAAUCGCAUCUCACAACAAGAGUAGCUGGAACAUACGGAUAUCUGGCACCAGAAUACGCGCUGUAUGGACAACUGACAGAGAAAAGUGAUGUUUAUAGUUUUGGCAUUAUAAUUCUGGAAAUCCUGAGUGGAAGGAAAGUGUUGGACACAUCAAAUUCUUCGACAGUUUUGAUCACUGAUUGGGCCUGGGAUCAUGUCAAGUCUGGAGAUGUUGAGGAGAUUUUCGAUCCCAUUGUGAGGGAGGAUGGACCAAAGGCAGUGAUGGAAAGAUUUGUACAUGUUGGCAUACUUUGUGCUCAUGUAAUGGUGGCUCUGAGGCCAACAAUUUCCGAUGCUUUAAAGAUGUUAGAAGGUGAUAUAGAUAUCCCAAGACUACCCGAAAGGCCAUUGCCUCUAGGCCAUGAAUCGUUUAGAUCUUCACUGCACUCGAACACAUCACCAUUUGCAAUGUCAUCAGGGAUAAGGUCGAGUAUCAGCUAGCAGCACGGUGGACUGGUAUAUUUUAUUAGCUGAGGUCUGUGUAAUCUAGGACAAGAUUUAUUCCAUUGGUUCUAUUUUCUAUUUCUUUUACAUCUUGGAUAUAUGUACUGAUUACUGAAAAAUGAAUACUUGAAAUGGAAAUUUUAAAAUGA